AUGAAGAUUUCUGCUGCAAGUUUGUUGCUCUUUGCAACAGUCAUCGGUGCCGCUGCUAUUCCAGCAAAGCGAGCCAGUGACGAUGUCAGUGUCGAUAUGAACGAUAACUGUGUCACUACUUGGGGCAGCUUCUGCAAGCGCGACCCAGAGCCCGAGCCGGCACCAGAGCCCGUUGCUGAACCAGAGCCCGAUGACGUAUAUUCCAGUAAAGCUGUCUCGGGCAUGUCCUGCAAACGCGACCCAGAACCAGAGCCGGCGCCAGAGCCCGAUGACGUAUAUUCUUGUAAAGCCGUCUCGGAUUCUCAUCGUUCCGGAUACAAGCACCACGAUGGACGUGGCUGGGAGCAGAAACGGGAACCUUCUCGUCCCAACAGCGAUCCCAAUGAAGAAGCCGGGGAGGUCAACUCGAUCCGGGGUGAUGCUCCUUUCUUGAUUCGUUUCAUCGGCAGCUUCCGCCAGAAUUCCAAUGCCCGCGUUUCGGAGCUCCUCGUUGACGAUAAUGGGGAAUCCCUGAUCAACCAGCCAUGA
Messenger RNA from Rhinocladiella mackenziei CBS 650.93, 528 nucleotides. RefSeq lists its product as uncharacterized. Lineage: Eukaryota; Fungi; Ascomycota; Eurotiomycetes; Chaetothyriales; Herpotrichiellaceae. The record is from RefSeq and is a predicted model, not a curated record. The transcript has 3 exons. The coding region runs from base 1 to 528 and encodes 175 amino acids.